AACACAGAGAUACAGACAAGCAAACAGACAGCUCCCUUACGGACCUUUGACCGGCGCAAACUUGUCGAUUUUUAUGAGAAAGAUUACCAGCACUCAGAGCCCCCGCGUGUCCGUGGACACUUCACGGUUACCUGGUUAUCAAAUGUCUGCGGUAGGCCAUGAACAGAUGUCAGGGAGAGAUAACCACAGAUAGGCAAACAAUGGAAAGAAACAUUUUUCACGCUUGAAGAAACAGCAUGGGAGGAUAGACGAGAAACUGAAAUCAAACUUUUCUCGUAACAUUCAGGUAGUGAAAAAAAACUGUCGUUCGAUUAACAUCUGUAAAAUUCAAUCUUAAUUAAAAUAAGUUCUUAUGGUGAAGAAGAGUUAAUUGAUUUUAUUUAGCAAACCUAAAUUCUAUCGGUUCCUUGACAUGUUAAUUUAUGCUGAUUUCAAAGAGCAUGAAACGAAGAAACAGUAUGAAAUGCAUGGCAUUUUUAUAGACGGUUUUUCUAGUUGUUGUCAUGGUGUGAUCAUUCAUUUUACGCAACCACUUGUCAAUUUUCAGAGUUGGUCUGAUGUGUUCCUGUUAUAUGAAAUAAUGCCACAUUCCUCGAAGUUUUGAAUUUUUAUCACAUCACAAAUUAAUGCUCCUCACGCAUUUAAAUUACGCAUGUCUUAUUCCCUCAUUUAUUUACUUGUCUUUUCAACGGCCAUCAUGUUGAUCUCUCUUUUUAGGGGGGUUGAAGGGGCAAUAAUAUUAAAUUGAAUAGAAACAGCAGAUUUCGGACGUUGGAUGAGGUUAGUGAGCCGUGAAACAGGCUUUUUGUCAGUGCGCGUGCAGCUCGCGUGCCGACCGGCGUUGACAAGAGAGGGGACGAGCCAGACUUUGCAAUUACUGUUUACAAUCAAUAUACGAGAGAUUUAAGAUCACAAUCUAAAGAAAAGACGAGAAAGAUUAGAGACAAAAAAUUAAUAAUUUCUUCAACAAUCCAUAAAGUUGUUAAAGACAUAAAUAGUGUAAUGUCUGUCAUUUCUUCUACGACUUGCCAAAUGUGAACACAGAAAAUUCAAAUGUUUUUAUUAUUUCCAAAUAGGCUUAUUAUAAUAAUAAUCAUUUUCAUUGCAUUAGACAGGAUACUAUUGUCUCUAAGUGCUUUUCCUGUAACCAAAAUAAUAAUAAUUAGUGGCAAAACCUAUUAAGUGAUUAUGAGCUAAUUUAUGAACACUCAUAAAGAAUUGUGCACAUUAAGACAAGGAAGCACACACGUAUGCAACGGGAUGCGUCGACAGCAGAGAUGGUCGUGAUUGAAUGUGUCCCACGCUUGAAAGAGUUAAUCCAUCCUGCGGGUACAAACAGGUCCACGGAGUCUCUAACUGGCGACAGAUGGCCACUUUCUUUCGGCCACAAAGGGACGGAAUACGGAGCUCUAGCGAAUACAAAUGGAAGAGGUCACGUGACGCUUGAGGCCGUUUUCCUGACGUAGUCGGCCAUAUGGCGCGUGCCGGGGGAAGGGGCGGGGCCAGAUGCCAAUCACGGACGCGGGGUGGGAUUGUGGAGGCAGACUCAGACAUCCACUCGCAUCUUCCAGCAUCAGCAGCACCGCUAUAUAACCAGAGCAUCCCAUCGGCGCAGCCACAUUAGUCUACAAUCCGCAGGACUUCCCACACCACGAGGGGCAUGAAACUGUCAUAACAAAACCAUUCAACAAAUCUGAGAAUUCCAAUAUGACGAAAUCGUUCACCGAGGAAAGCAUGAUGCUUGAUUCUCAAAGCAGCACAAACUGGACGGACAAGUGUCACAGCAGUGCCCAGGACGAGCAAGAAGAGCAAGAGGAGAUAAACGAGUCCAUGCAGAAAGACAUGGAGGACGAUGAAGUGGAGCUCAACAGACUUGAGGAGGAGGAUGACGAUGAUGAAGAAGAAGAGGAAGAAGACGGGGAUGACACAAAGCCCAAAAGACGAGGGCCCAAAAAGAAGAAGAUGACUAAAGCACGGAUGCAGAGAUUUAAGAUGAGACGAAUGAAGGCAAAUGCCCGGGAGAGGAACCGCAUGCACGGGCUCAACGACGCGCUCGAGAGUCUGCGCAAAAUUGUGCCGUGUUACUCCAAAACGCAGAAGCUGUCCAAGAUCGAAACUCUCCGAUUGGCCAAAAAUUACAUUUGGGCCCUUUCUGAAACCCUGAGGUCGGGAAAAAGUCCGGAUUUGAUGUCUUUCGUGCAGGCCUUGUGCAAGGGUUUGUCGCAACCGACAACCAAUUUGGUUGCAGGAUGUCUCCAACUGAACCCCAGAACUUUUUUGCCCGAGCAGAGUCAGGAGAUGCCUCCUCAUUUGCAAACAGCAAGUGCUUCCUUUUCCGCUCUUCCCUACUCCUACCAAACGCCUGGUCUUCCCAGUCCUCCUUACGGUACAAUGGACAGCUCUCACAUCUUUCACGUGAAGCCGCACGCGUACGGGAGCGCAUUGGAGCCGUUUUUUGAAACCGCGCUCACGGACUGCACUAGUCCCUCGUUUGAUGGACCGCUUAGCCCACCUUUGAGCGUCAAUGGGAACUUUUCCUUCAAACACGAGACUUCCUCGGAAUACGAGAAGAACUACGCCUUUACCAUGCACUAUCAGGCGGCGGGUAUGGCCGGAGCGCAGGGACACGGGUCUCUUUACGCGGGCACUACGCAACGCUGUGAUAUACCGAUGGACAACAUUAUGUCUUAUGAAGGUCACUCUCAUCACGAGCGGGUCAUGAACGCCCAGCUGAACGCGAUAUUUCACGAAUCAUGAUUCUAGUGUACAUUUUUGGGACUUUGUCAUUAUUGCUCGCCAUGGUAUUCUGUUAUCGCCGAUGCAAAAAGAGCAACAACAUUAUAUGCUUAAUCUUAUGUACGUAUUUAUUGUUGUUACUGCCUUUAGGAGAAAAGAGAAUUCCUAUAUUCUCGUUCACCUUAUGUAUUGUAUUCUAUAGCGCUUCUACGUUGCGGUCACAGGUGGGAAUAGGCGUGACCUUCUUCAGAAUGUGUUACUUAUCCAUGCUACAAAAUCACAAGCAAUAAUUUGGAAACUAUGCAAUUUUUAAUCGAAUACUGGGCCAAUCAUAGAAAUUAAUAGAGAUUGCUAUAUUUUUCAACCUAUUACAUUUUACUACUUAUCUAACCCAUACUGAAUAAUUUUGUUGUGAUUUUGUAUAGAAUUGUUCAUUUUUAUAAAUCCCUGCACCAUUCCAUGCAAGCCCCAUGUUAAUGUUUUAUAAAACUGAUUUAUCUCUUGUUUAUAUAAAACAUUUCUCAAUCUAGUAAUAACCAGCAGGCACGUGUUUAAUAAAUAGUAACGUUGCCUUCGCAAUUGAUUAGGCUAGUGUAAAAUCAUGCAGAGUUGCACAAUUCCGAGCCACUGAAUCCCGUCUAUAAAGUUAUGUUCUGUUUACAAUCAGCCAUUCUUUAUCAUUUCAGUGGACAAUGUCGACUUGCUUGUCUGCUGGGAAACAAAUGUUGGUGUUAAGAGGCUCAGUGUUGUACAUAAAAGCUUGACUAUCACCUUUUAAAUCCACCCUGUGUAAAUGCUGAACGAGAGCCCUGUCUUUCUAAGAUGGAAAAUAAAUAAUGGACUGAAUUGGUCUGCUCAAACUAUUUGUUUAUUUUUCGACUCAUAUGUUGCUGUUUGCAAAGGAACAACAAACAAAACAAAACAAAAAAAUGCAACCAAAAUAAGGUUUGCUUUAAGUUAUUCAAGUUUUGUUGAGACUGUUGUGUUUGUGUAUAUCAGUUCAAGAGAUUUAAGUAAUAAAACACAUUUUACCAUUAUUAUA
Molecule: messenger RNA, 3778 nt
Organism: Triplophysa dalaica
Lineage: Eukaryota; Metazoa; Chordata; Actinopteri; Cypriniformes; Nemacheilidae
Gene: neurod1
Product: neuronal differentiation 1
Exons: 2
Coding region: 1708-2757 (349 amino acids)
Biological process (GO): nervous system development; regulation of DNA-templated transcription
Molecular function (GO): protein dimerization activity
Source: RefSeq, a predicted model, not a curated record